AUGGUCAAUCAAUCGGAGCGAAGGACUCUUCCCCCGCAGGCAACGUCGAGUAUUCGGCCGUCCAACCAGAACUCACUAAUUCAUGAGACCCCGGCUAUCCAGUUCGGCUUCCAGUUCGCCCCUUCAAGCAGCACCGGACCUUGCCUCGAAAUUGAGGAAAUCCAGUCGCAGAUUUGUGGGAUGAGUUCGCUCCUUCACCGGGCAUUCAGCACAGCUCCUGAGAUUGACAGGAUUGUCGAGGUCACUCGGCGAACCCCUUUCACUCAGUGGAUCCUGCAAGCUGCCAUACCAAACGUAAAGCUGAAGCUCCCAACCUACCUCGGAGAUAAGGACCCAGUCCUUUUCAUGACAUCUUUUAUGGCAACUGUAGCCAAGGCGCGUUUUACAGACGAACAGUGGGAUAUUGUGUACUGCCAACUGUUCGUCGAUAGUCUUUCCGGUCCUGCUUUAACCUGGUUUACAAGGCUUGAGUCAAACUCGAUUGACAACUUCACCGAAUUAUCAACGGCUUUCCUCAAACAUUAUCGAAUCUUUAUCGAGCGAGGUAUGUCAAGUUUGGAUCUGUGGGUGAUGGCCCAGGACCCCGGCGAGCCCAUUAAUAUGUUCUCUGGCCGGUUUAAGGAAAAAUUGGCAAACGUUUUCGUCCCAGAGGACGCUGCGAUUGCCGCUUUCAAGAAAAGUCUACUUCCCGGUUCACCCUUGCGGAAGGACCUGAACAUUCGAGAGCCCAAAGAUCUCGACGACACGCUGCACCGAGCCUCUCGAUUCGCCCUUGUGGAAGAAGAGGACGCCCGGUUGGCGGAGAAAACAGUGUCAGCAUGCUCCGCUCCCGCAAAGGACAAAAAUUGGGACGAGUACCACAAGCCCCGAAAGCACCACGAUCCUCAGGACCGAAAGAAGGGUGUGGUCCUUGCGGUCUCAGAUGUGGAUGGUCAAAGCAAGUCGGCGCCAGACCCGAAGGACCUGUACUGUGACUUCCUCAUGGUACCCGACCAUUCAAUGCACAAGUGCCAGCACCUAAAGAAUUCUCUAUACAAAAAAUAUAUUUCCGGUGAAGUCGAGGCCCUCUAUCAACCCAAGGUUUUCCACGGAGGAAGAGGUCGCCAUGGAGGCUGGCCAGGUGGCAGAUCUAAUGGUGGCCACGGUGCAGGAGGAGGUGGUCGAGGCUAUGCGAACAACGGCCCAGCCAACAAUAUUCCACAACCAGCGAAUCAGGUGCUCGUAGGUCAUCAGGAGGAAAUGCCUCAAGAGAACGAGUUACCCGGUCCCCCCAAGCGUCAACGGGGGCAGAAUCCCGAGCACACCAACUCCCCUCUCCAAGGACGAAUAACUAUGAUACUUGGCCCGCUGGAAGAAUGUAAUGACUCCGUUCGAGCGUUAAAGAAAAGAGCACGCCAGGUUUGUAGCUUCCAGAUGGUCUCAGAUGAGCAUCCGUUCUACACAGACCCCAUAACAUUCACGCUGGAAGAUGCCAAAGGAAUCCAACAUCCUCAUUCGGAUCCUCUGGUCGUCGAGGUAGCCACGGGUGAAUUCGACUUCGAAAGGUCCUGGUUGAUACCGGGAGCACUGUGA
Messenger RNA from Camelina sativa (false flax), 1572 nucleotides. RefSeq lists its product as uncharacterized. Lineage: Eukaryota; Viridiplantae; Streptophyta; Magnoliopsida; Brassicales; Brassicaceae. The record is from RefSeq and is a predicted model, not a curated record.